Messenger RNA from Haemonchus placei, 843 nucleotides. Lineage: Eukaryota; Metazoa; Nematoda; Chromadorea; Rhabditida; Trichostrongylidae. The record is from the annotation of a GenBank genome assembly.
AUGGAUUACCUCUUGGACAAGUAUGUGUUCGAUUUUUUGCCAUUCGCUGUCGCCCCAGAGACGAGGAAAAGUAUCGGCCAGCGAGCUUUGACAGUCGUGCAGUGGGCCGACUGGUUUUGUAAAUAUGAAAGUCCGUUGAAGAUUCUUCAGAACAAUCCAUAUUUUCUUUUUGCUGAUGUCCUCUUCGUCUUUCUGUGUUUCCUGACAUUUAUGCAUGCCUAUCGCCAUGGUGCUCGACACAUGUACGUGUGGAUCGCGUUCACCAUACACGCUUUCAAUUUGGAACUUCUAUCGCUUUCCGUUCCGGAUCUGAACUUAUCAUGGCAUGCUCAGGGUGUGCUUAGUUUCUUUGGCAUGAGGGUUCCGCUAUAUGCUCUAUUCGGAAUCCAUCAAAUGUUUGGAUACACUGCGUACGUACUUGUGAGCAGAAUGCGUCUUCCUUGGAUAGCUGAAGGGCCAGCAGUUGGUCUCAGUAGCGCGAUGUUGCUUAUUCCUUACCGUAUUUUGGGAACUAAGCUUGUAUGGUGGACUUGGCACGAUACUGAUCCGACUAUCAAGGACAGGAUGUUUUGGGUACCGUGGAGCUUACUUUACUUUUACGCGGCUUGCAUGUGCUCCUUUGUUUGGAUCAUUCAUUUAUCUAGACACAUUCUUUUGGAAAGGGAGUACGAUUGGACGAAGUUCCCUAGAGAGCUUCUUUGCUCAGUUUUGGCUGGUACACUAUCCUUCUGGUUGGGGACUGUCCAGUUUUCGCUUUUCUAUUAUCCACUUCAUGACUUUUUCGGCGUAAGUUUUUCAAAUUUCACAUGCUUGUUCCCAGUGGAUCAUAAGACUUUUUUAUGA